AUGGAAUUACAAACUUUGGCCAACAACAACAAUGUUGUCGAGGACCACAAGAAGACGGAAGAGUUAGUCGAGCAGAAAGGUGAAGCACAGCCACGUUACUCGCCGAUUGUGAAAGGGAUUGGUCAUGUCUAUCGACUCGAAAACAAGGAAUGGAUCGAUCUCACGCAAGAGGCGAUUCCGAUAUUCAUUUUCUACGAUAACCAACAAAAAGAAGACCAGUACAAGAUGCUCGCAUAUGCUGGAACUCAGCCGGUUCUUCCAAUGACUUCUCUAAGCGCAAAUUGGAAAUUCGCAUGUGCCAGCCAAAAAUUCAUCUCACUUAACACUGGAGAACGGACUUUUGGAUUUGGGUUCAAUCAUCCAAAAGACGCAAAAGCGUUUGCGAUGCAAUUAGCAGCUGUUUACUCGGUUAUGCAAGGAAACGAGGCAGUGGAAGAAAAGCUAAAGGAACGACUUGCUGAUGUGGCAGUUAGCAAAAUCCAAGCUGCACUUGUCAAUCAAGAAUGUUUUGAUCGAACUGCCAUCAAUUUGCUGGCCGGAUACAGAGAUCAUUUCAAGCAAGGUCUAAUGGCGCAGGAACAACAACGACACAUGAGAGAAAGCAAGCAAGGAUAUCCUGGGGAGCAGAUCAAUGUUUUCAACAAUCAAAACAAAGGAUUCGAACAAAGUGGAAUCUAUCGCGAACAUGUGCCGCCUAAUCUUAUGUUAUCACAACGUCGACACAGCUACAGUGAUAUACCGCAUCAAAACAUUGGAAGCGGAGGAGGGGCCAUGAACAUUCAAUCACCUCGCUCAUUUACACAAAUGGAUACCAUACAUGAGUCGCAACAAGGAAUCGGCCGCUCUCGUCUGCAAAGCUUGCCUACAAAAGGACAAUUUGAGUAUGGACCUGGAUUACUCGCAAGAAGGGAUCUUGCCAGACCACCAUAUGCUGUUUCAACGAUCUCUGAUUUGGCACAAGCUUCGUUGUCAUCACCAGCGGUUGUCACUAGUGGGGAUGCUGUGCCCGAUUUGCAACGCCAGCAGCUACACAUCAUGAAUGCCAUACAGCAAGGCUAUGGAAUGCAAGAGUUGUUUUCCUCACCAUCACCAAGUAUUCAAUCAACAAUCAAUAAUGGCCGUUCAAAGAGCAGCUUGGGAACUACCACUACGGGUAGUAGAUACAACUUCUCGCCUUCGCUAUCUUCUGACGUUUUUGCAAGUAACCAACCUACGGAUAGUCAUGCUUCAAGGUUCAAGUAUUCUCAGGGUCUUGGAUCGCCUUAUUCACCGUCACUCUCGUCGGAGGCUUCUUCAAAUCCGUACUUGAGCGCUCAGAUGCGCCAUCUCAACAAUAUGGAGCAUAUCGGAUCGCCAGCUUCUCCAUCACUCUCAUCCGAAGCUCUUCUUAGUCCAUUCUCACCGGUGCCACAACACAAGUUCGAUGAAGAUCAUAUUUCAAGUUUUGAUCGAUUGUCGAUGAAUACUCAAUCAAUCGGGGCUCAUCAAGUGCCCAAGAGACCAUCGUUGGAUGAACUGAUGACUGCUUUUGAGCCGCUUGGAAUUGACAACUCGAGCUUUGGACAUCCAAUGAAGAAGAACAACCAU
Mesorhabditis belari is the source of this 1587-nucleotide messenger RNA. The record is from the annotation of a GenBank genome assembly. NCBI's taxonomy places the organism in Eukaryota, Metazoa, Nematoda, Chromadorea, Rhabditida, Rhabditidae.